Molecule: messenger RNA, 3871 nt
Organism: Musa acuminata subsp. malaccensis (wild Malaysian banana)
Lineage: Eukaryota; Viridiplantae; Streptophyta; Magnoliopsida; Zingiberales; Musaceae
Product: pumilio homolog 2
Biological process (GO): post-transcriptional regulation of gene expression
Cellular component (GO): cytoplasm
Molecular function (GO): mRNA binding
Source: RefSeq, a predicted model, not a curated record
GCUUACGGUGGGGGCUCGUAGUGGGAAAGGUCGGAACGGGGUUUCCCGAUGAGAGAUGGCGGAAUGGAUCGGCGAUCGCCCGGCGAUUUGAGGCUGCGGACAUAAAGAUCGAAGCUUUUUGCACCAAUCUCUUGGAUUCCCCGAGAAAAAGUGGGAUCUGGCACCGCCCGAUUCCCCCGGGCGUCGCCAUGCUCGUUCUUGCCGCGUUCGAGCUGAGGAUUUUGGGUCUGCGACCGGGAAAUGAUGUAUCGGCUUGAUUUCUGCCCUCUUUUCGUGUUCGUGGAAUGGUCACUGAGAGCCCACUGACGAUGCUGUCGGAUAUGGGAGUCCGGUCCGUGAUCGGGAGCGGCGGGGAUGGUUUUGGAGGAGAGGAGUUGGAGAAGGAGCUGGGUUUGCUCCGCAGGGAGCAGAGGAGGCAAGAGGCGAUGGAUCGAGAGAGGGAGCUCAACGUUUACCGGAGUGGCUCCGCUCCACCCACGGUUGAGGGUUCUCUCACCGCCUUGGGAGGAAUCCUUGGGCGCGAGGUCGCGUCCGGCAUGCCAGAUUUUUCGACGGCAAAGAACGGAUAUGGGUUUUCGACAGAGGAGGAACUCCUUUCCAAUCCAGCUUACGUCUCCUAUUACUACUCCCAUGUGAAUCUGAACCCUCGACUGCCGCCGCCGGUGCUUUCCAAGGAGGACUGGAGAUCCACGCAGAGGCUUCAAGUGGGGAGCUCGGUCGUGGGAGGGAUCGAGGAUAGGAGGAAAAUAAACUGCAGGGAGGAAGGGGACGGCCGAUCACUCUUUCUGAAGCAACCGGUGUUUGGUCAGCUGGAGGAGCACCCGGCAGAGCCGGCAAAGGUGCCAGGAUCGGGGGAAUGGCUAGAAAAAGGAGAUGGCUUGAUUGGGCUGUCGAUUGGGCGCCAGAAGAGCUUUGCUGAUGUUGUUCAGGAUGAACUUGUUUGCAAAAGUCCAAUAUCGGCCCAUCAAUCGCACCCUGCAACUCGUAAUGCCUUUGUUAAUGGUCUCGAGUCAUCAUCUUCUGCUACUACACAGUUUCCGUUACAUAAAGAAAGUGCAUUGCUUAAUGGGCAACAAUUUGGUGCAUAUCCCCAAAGCAACAAUGGACCUGAGAAAGUUAGUGUGCCAUUGACUCACAGCUUUGCAUCUGUUGUUGGCUCAUCCCUGCGGCGAAGCACGACUCCUGAUGCCCAGCUGGUUGCAAGGGCACCUAGUCCUUGCCUUCCACAUGGAGGUCCAAGGACUCGAGCCUCUGAUGAAAAGGCUAAUGAUUCAUCCUCUGUCGGUGCUGCCUCAUCAAGUACACUCGAAUCUAAUGAUCUGAUAGCUGCCUUAUCAGGUUUUAACCUGUCAGACAUUGGUACUGCAGCUGAUGAUAAUUUUACACAUCCAAAGCUUCAGCAGAGGUUUGACGAUCGCCAUAACACUCUUUUUUCUUCACAAUCUGACCAAAACAAUGUUAAGGCACACAAUAUCCUCAAAAGUUCUGAUCCAGAAUAUCCAAGUAUGCAGUCUAUUUCUAAGUCAACUAAGUUUUCUUACCCUGAUUCCUAUAAAAGUUCCGGAGGUCAAGCGGAGCUGAUAAACUCAGGGUCAGGGUUAAAUGGGCUAAUUGAAUCUCAAAGGUCUUAUGUUCCAUCUGGUAAUUCAUAUCUCCAAGCACCUUCACCUUAUAUUUCCACUGCUGGCAGUUCAUCUCCUCACUACCAGAAUCUUGAGAAUGCAAAUGGAGCUUUUGCAAGUUCUGGCCUGAAUGCAUACUCUGAGAAUUUGACAUUGCCGACGACCUUGCUAAAUCAUGUUGGCUCGGGAAACCUGCCUCCUCUGUUUGAAGGUGCUGUUGCUGCAUCUGCAGUUGCAUCUGGAAUGGAAUCAAGGGCUUUAGGAGGUGGACUCUUUGCAUCACCAAAUUUAGCUGGGCCAGCAGACUUGCAAACUCUUAGUAGGAUUGGUAAUCAAACUGCAGCUGCAGCUCUUCAGACAUCCCUUAAUGAUCCACUCUAUGUUCAGUACUUGAAAGCAGCUGAAUAUACAGCACAAAUUGCAGCUAACUGUUGUGAUCCUUCCUUGGAGAGGGGUUAUAUGGGAAAUUCUUAUGCAGAUUUGCUUGGGAUUCCGAAAGCUUAUGUUGAGUCUUUGCUUCAACAAGAGAAUCAGUAUAACAUGCCAUUUCUGAGUAAAUCUGGGAGACUAAAUCAUAGUUACUAUGGUAAUCCAGCUUUUGGCUUGGGCAAUUUAUAUCCAGGUAGUCCUUUAGCAAGUUCUAUUGCUUCUCCAGUUGGACAUGGCAGCCCUCUUAAUCUCAGUGAGCGGAACAUGCGGUUUUCCUCCAACUUAAGAAAUUUAAGUGGAAGUGUUUUGGGCUCUUGGCAUUCUGAUCCCACUGGUAACAUAGAUGAACGUUUUCCAUCAUCCCUCUUGGAUGAAUUUAAGAGCAAUAAGACUAGAUGUUUUGAGCUUGCUGAGAUUGCUGGCCAUGUGGUUGAGUUCAGUGCUGAUCAGUAUGGGAGCCGUUUUAUACAGCAAAAACUUGAAACAGCUACAACUGAUGAAAAAAACAUGGUUUUUGAUGAGAUAGUGCCUCAUGCUCUUUCUCUGAUGACUGAUGUUUUUGGGAAUUAUGUGGUCCAGAAGUUCUUUGAUCAUGGAUCAGCGGCUCAGAGAAGGGAAUUAGCUAAUCAGCUGAAUGGGCAUGUAUUGGCACUCAGCCUGCAGAUGUAUGGGUGCCGAGUGAUCCAGAAGGCAAUUGAAGUAGUUGACUUGGACCAGAAGAUACAAAUGGUUUCAGAGCUUGAUGGGCAUGUCCUGCGCUGUGUGCGUGAUCAAAACGGGAAUCAUGUAAUUCAAAAAUGUAUUGAGUGUGUUCCGGAGGAUGCAAUUCAAUUUAUCAUCUCAACCUUCUACGGUCAAGUCGUGACCCUAUCUACUCAUCCUUACGGUUGCCGUGUCAUACAGAGGGUGUUGGAGCACUGUGAUGAUCCUAACACUCAGCAGAUUGUCAUGGAAGAGAUUUUGCAAUCUGUUUGCAUGUUGGCGAAGGACCAGUAUGGUAAUUAUGUUGUCCAGCAUGUACUGGAGCAUGGAAAGCCUCAUGAGCGGUCAGUGAUCAUUAAGAAAUUAACUGGGCAAAUUGUUCAGAUGAGCCAACAGAAGUUUGCAUCAAAUGUUGUCGAGAAAUGUUUGACAUUCGGGAAUCUCGAGGAACGCCAACUUUUGGUGAACGAGAUGCUAGGCUCGACCGACGAAAAUGAGCCUCUCCAGGCGAUGAUGAAAGAUCAAUUUGCUAACUACGUUGUACAGAAAGUAUUAGAGACCUGCGAUGAUCAACAGCGAGAACUGAUCCUCUCGCGGAUAAAGGUCCACUUGAAUGCACUGAAAAAGUAUACUUACGGGAAGCAUAUAGUUGCGCGCGUAGAGAAACUUGUCGCGGCUGGAGAGAGGAGGAUCGGAGUUCAGUCGUCGUCGUCGUCCUACCCCUCUUACAUGGCGCAAGGAUGAAGUUGUACAGCUAACUGAGGCUUCUUUUAGCUCCCUCUUUUCUAUCUAUUUAGGUUUUGUACAAGCUUGGUUGGAAAUAAGAAUGUCGCGGUGUACCGAAACUUGUACAUUUGUAAUUUGAAAUCUAGCUAAAUCAUGCUAAGGCUGAGGCUCAGGUGGCUAAUAUUUACUGAUGAUGCCCUACAGAGGAGAACAUGGUAUGUACAAGGUUAAUAUCCCUGUAAAGAGAUGCUAAAAAGAGAGGACUAGGUCUUUGUUUAGGAUUUUAAGGUCAUUUCCCCUUUUAUUUGAUCAUGGGAUGGUAUGUCUUGAUACACAAUUUUUGUUUCCAGUUCAGUUUAAUCCUUAUCAUUGAUGGACAUGUUAAUCGUCUC